Messenger RNA from Phalacrocorax carbo (great cormorant), 1409 nucleotides. NCBI's taxonomy places the organism in Eukaryota, Metazoa, Chordata, Aves, Suliformes, Phalacrocoracidae. The record is from RefSeq and is a predicted model, not a curated record.
AUGGGCGAUGUACAGAAGGGGCUGCUCUCCGUCAUCCAGAGGCUGAAGGGUUCCGUGGAGCAGGAGCUCCGCAUCAUCCUGCUGGGGCUGGACAACGCAGGGAAGACCACACUGCUGAAACGCCUGGCGUCUGAGGAGGUCAGCACCAUCACACCCACCCAGGGCUUCAACGUAAAGAGUGUCCACUCGCAUGGCUUCAAGCUCAAUGUCUGGGAUAUUGGGGGGCAGCGCUCCAUUCGCUCAUACUGGAGAAAGUAUUUGGGCAGCACCGACCUGCUGAUUUAUGUCAUUGACAGUGCAGACCAGAAGCGUUUCGAGGAGACCGGGCAGGAGCUGGCAGAGCUCACUGAGGAAGAGUCUCUCACAGGGGUCCCGCUGCUGGUGUUUGCCAACAAGCAGGACCUAGUGACUGCAGCCCCUGCAGCCGAAAUUGCGGAAGGACUGAGACUCCACACCUACCGAGACCGGGAAUGGCAGAUCCAGGCCUGCUCAGCCUUGUCUGGGGAAGGAGUGCAGGAUGGGAUGAACUGGAUUUCCAGCCAGAUCAUGAACAGGAAGAAGUGAGAGAUGCAAAGUGCCAGACUGGUCUGAGCUGCAGGACCCUAAGCCAUGGCCAACCCCCCUGAUCCCUAGACUCCUCCAAGGGCUCGGCUGGGCCCUGAGCCUCAGACUGCUGUGCCUAGAUAUGCUUCGUACCCAGCCUUUCCCUAAUCGGUUGGCUUCCCCUCUCCCUGCUUCCUGGGCUUACAUGGGCUCCUUUACCCCCCAACCCUCCUGCAGCCCCAGUGCUGUUGGAGGGAAGCACACAUCCCAUUGUGUCAAGGGCUUGCACACCUCCAAAACAAAGAACUGGCUCCAGACUUGUCCACCCACACUGCUGGCACAUGCUAUGGAGGCUGCUGCACCACGCACACUGCCCAGGGCAUGCUGGACACCCCACCAUGGCACUGGCUACACCCUGACAUGGCACAUACAGCCGAAUGGUGUGGAUUCCCCUCCACUCCCAUAGGAUGUGACUGGUGCUGCCCCAUCCAUGGCAGCUGGCUCGGGAAGGGCUCGGUUCAGUAUCUUUUGCUUUCCAGAGGAGCCCCCACGUGUGCACAGGACCUGGGACAAUUGCAAAGACACAAAAAGGACCUGGCCACACAGUCACCAGUGGAGAGGUUUCAUUGCCUGGUGACAGCCACGGUUGCAGCCACGCUGCACAUGCCACCGAGAGGGACCACUCCGCACAAGCCCCAGGGAAGCGCACUGCCCUAAACACACCCAAGCUGCGGCUUCUGUUGCCCUGCUGAAGAUGUCCAUUCUGUGGGUGGAAGGUGCAGCUCCCUGGCCACUGCAGCCACCAUGGCUGAGCGCCUGCACCACUGGGGGCAGAUGGGAGACAAGCAGCCAGGAGCCUACUGCUU